GAGCUGAAGCUUGGAUACGAGGGUUGCGAUGGCGCGUUGGAACUCACCUUCCAAUCCUACGUCGUCUCUGGCCCAAAAAAGCCCCUUCAUAACGCCAUCCACCGCCCGAUCUGUUGCCAUCAUGCUUAAGCCGACUUCACACGCUCGCUACUCGUGUUUAUCGUUACUUCGACAGCGCUUGCUCUAGGUGCAUUCGCGAUACUCGCGAUGAAGUUACGAAGCUAUGUUUUAGGGGUUGUAGUGGGCGCGUGCGCUACUACAGCUUCUGCACAACGCCAGGUAGCUACACCAGUCGUUACACCGGUAUUCCCGAUCCAGAAUACAACAACGGCAACGCCCACUGUCACUGCACUGCCUUGCGAGAAUCAGUGCUCGGUUUAUUACCCUCAGCUCUCUGCUAUAUCAUGGAUCCCAACGACUCAGAUCAUAUACACUACCAAGAUUACUGCUGCGAUUGAAAUGGUCAUUAUAAGGGCUUCUGGGAAUAUUACACUGCCUCCCUCUACAGAGUUGAUAUACAGCAUCGUUCCAUCCGAGUAUCAACUCUACGAACGUGGAUACAAUGAACAGGGCACUGCUGUACUGACUAUAGCAACGCCUCUUCCAGAUGGCGAGAUCUUCUGGACUCCCAUCACAUACCCGACGCCAUGGAUGACUUAUUCUACCGAGUAUCAGUGGGAGGGUGUCCUCCAAACACAUGAUAAAUCACUAUCACCUGCUUGCGCGACUGCAGGUCCAGAAGCAUCCAAUGUUCCUUUAUUCGAAUGGCCGACGUACCCUAUCCCAGAGGUCAAAGUAGAUGAGAACGAUCCUUUUGGUUAUGACCAUCAACCACUCUGGGUCCCUGUUGAAGAACAACCUGAUAAGAAGUUCUUUGACCAGAAUUUUCCGUCGGAGUCUGCUUUCUCCUUCUGCGAGUCGAUGUCACACAAGCCGACUCCAACCAAGUUCGAAGCUGCUAAAUACGUCACUGUAACUUCUACAGUAUACACCGAGAUACACUCUGUUGGUAUUGGCCAUGUCGAAUCUAGUGCAACGGGAUGGGAAGAGCCAACCAGGCCGACAGGGCCGGACAAAACUAUCGACAUUCCCCGCGUACAGUCAACUGUUUCAGGUUUCGAGGAUCCAGUAUCAGUAGCUACAGGGAACAUAUUCCAGAGUGCGGUUUCGAACAUCGGCGGCCAAUCCAGCAUUCGAGGCCAACCACCUCCCGACAUAAUUACACCGAUUCCCGCCGUGACUCCUACUGCAGGGAGACCCCGUGACCCAUCGACGCCAGUCUUCACAAUGAUUCCAACUGUGAUAGCAGAUCAGUCAACGACGAUUCCUGCAUUUGUGAUUCCGGGAUCUUCGUCGAUUGCAACGAUAGGCCAGACUGUCACACUGGAUGGCACUCCGACUGUACUUACACCGCCGCCGACUGUGUUCACAUCGAUCACGACUACUAUCAACGGCGUGCCAACUGCUGUGCCGGUCUACAUCAUCAAUGGAACCAGUACAGCCAAUCUUGGCGAUACCGUGACAGUAUCAGGGCAAACGACAGUUCUUGCUGCACCCCCUGCAGUAGCCACCUGGAUUCCAACUACAAUCAACGGCGUGUCAACGAGUAUUCCUGCAUACAUCAUUAGUGGGACGAGUACAGCGACGAUUGGACAGACUGUGAUUGUUGAAGGGUCAACGACUGUACUCUCCACACCUACAGACACCCAAGGAGGUGGCUCUUCUCAAGGAGGUCCACGGCCAACGGAGUCAACAUUCGAGGGUAGUGGCAGCCUUGUCAGAGCAUCAUGGGUCGCAUGCAUAGUGCCCCUCCUGUUUGUAUUACUUGUUUGAGAGGAUACCCCGGACAUCUAUGUUCAUAGUAAUUGCAUCUUGUUCCCUUG
This is a messenger RNA of Aaosphaeria arxii CBS 175.79, 1883 nucleotides long. RefSeq lists its product as uncharacterized. The transcript has 2 exons. The coding region runs from base 208 to 1833 and encodes 541 amino acids. NCBI's taxonomy places the organism in Eukaryota, Fungi, Ascomycota, Dothideomycetes, Pleosporales. The record is from RefSeq and is a predicted model, not a curated record.